UUAAUGUGGGAUUUUUGAUUUUUAUUUUUUCUUAGACCAACUUCAGUUUUUGCAAGUGACGAUGCAUUGGUCUUACAUAAUUUUAAGAAUAGCUAGCUCACUCAAUAUUACUCUGACCAUGAAUUGUACACCUCCAAUUCCCACUGGUUACAUUAUACAUAUAUAGGUCUAUCGUUUACCGAUAGUUAUCGUUAACGCUAUUGAAUGGUAUGGUUCCUUUUUUUCAGGAUGAGGAACCAGAAACCAGCUGGAUGUUAAUUCAAGAGAAUGAUCUAAUAGCAUUAUUCUCACAGUUCCCUUUUGAUGCCAUUUUCAAGCACCUUCUUAAAAUGGAUCCUAACAUCCAUAAUGAUAGCUUGACUGAAUCACAUUACCAUGUAGAACAUACAACAAGCCGCGACAUAAUGAGAAUGUUGGCAUUUGCUUCUUGUAUUGUGUAUGUGAUGGGAAGUGCUUUCCGCACCUAUGCCAAAAUACGUUACAGGGCAUUUGUCAAGAGAGUGGGGCGAACUAUCAGGCAAGUUGUUCAGUAUGUGUUAGAUCAUUGGUCAGACUACAGAAGCUGGAGAGUUAAUGUCUGUGGAGAUUCCAUCAGUGCUGUUCCAGAUUUCUUUCCCUCUGUUAAUCAAUACUCAUUACAAAGGCUUCAAGUUGAGGUAGAUCAGUUCUUUCUCCGAGCAGCUCAACAGAUCAUAUCAGCACACAGACUUGGUGCUUGGCAGUUCUUAGCUGACAUGCCCUUUGGUAGUGUUUCAACUGAAACCCUGUGGAAGCUGUUCUGGGCACUUCAUGGGGAUGUCACCAAACUUGAUUCUGUUGAAAGUCUUCAAAGAGAGGAUUCCAUCUGGGACAACUGGAGAGAAGCACUGCAGAGUCGUCAAGAGGAAUUUACUGACCAACUUGCAAGAAUGUCGCAGUCUGAGGCUAUCUUCUUGCUGACUACUUUUGCCAACAUAGCUACUUCAAGAGAUGGCAAAGAAUGGGACUUAAUUGAAGCAAUCACAACUGAAGUUUACAAGGUUUCCUUCAUUGCCAGUCAAACAAGGGAGUCAACCUCCAAGACUGGUAGAUAUCUUCUGGGAACCAUCUCUAACAGUCAUCCUUUUGUGAUAUCGGUUUUGCUUGAGAAUGUCAAUGCAACUCUUGAUACUAUAGGGAAGGCUUGUGUUUACCUGUUCAGUGGCUUAUCAAUUCAUCUAUGGCAUCCGACAUACAAAAACAUGGACUUCAUGAUUUCCUGGCUGUUGAAGGCUGACUUGUCCUCUCCAGAACACCAGCUAGCUCGCUACAUUAUUUCCAACUUAAACUGGGGACAUGUGGGAGAGCCUGGAGAGAGUGAUAAGCUGUUCCUUCAUCAGUGUUGGCACAGAGCAUUAGCAGUCUCACUUGUUGAAGUAUCAGCAUUACGUUUACCAAACAUGCCUGGAGGAAUAGCACAUGAAGCUUUUAAGGAAGACACUGGACUCCUUAGACAGGUAGCAUUGAUAGCGACGUCGUCUUACAAUCGUAUGAUGCAGCCAAAUUACGAGCAGCAGUUGUAUGAGUGGGUGUGGGAGAUGAUGUUAACUCUCAGGCUUCACCUAGCUGAUCUGCCAAUGCCAGUCAUGCAGUUCACACGGCAACUCCCAAAUGAAGAGGAGUUAGAAGCAAGUGGAGAAACACGCCCUGGUUUUGCCAGCUUAGUGAAGUCUCUGUCAAAGGAAACACUGGAACUCGCUAACGAGAAUUCCCUUGCAAGCACGACCCAUGCUAUUAAGGCAGGUGGACAACUUGCAUGUUAUGCUGCCAUAGCAAUGACCACUAUCGGUACAAGUCGUGACUUGUUCUUGGGUGUUGGAUUGGACCACUUAACAGUCAUUGUGAAUGAGAAAUGUUUUGAUGCUGCUCUGAGGAUUGUGGCAAACGUGACACCAAUAUUUUUUGGUUGUCCAGAUAAACUUACACAGGAAGCAAGGUUUGUGUCAGUGAUCCAUCGUUUAAGCCAGCUAGACAGUGAUAAUGCAGGUUAUGCUGAGAAGCUUCUUCAAGCCUCCACGGUUGGACAGUACUGUAAGAGGCUGGUGGGAAUCAUGCAGAGCCAUGUUCAGAAGUUUCAGGCCCCUGGUAUGGUAGGAUCAGUCAGUGUUGUGGAAUUUUGGUUGCUAACUUUGUGUUCAUUGCCGAAUUGGUACAGGGAUGUUUGUGUGCAGUUUUUACUCGACAACCUAAUCAAAAUUGCAGUAAGAGUCGAGGGAAGCCUUUCAAUGAUACAGACUCACCUCAUAGAAGCCUACCGGGUGCUACUCAAAGAAACUGGCAGUCAAGGUGUUCUUGCUUCUAUUGUCUCUUGGGUGACUUCCAGCAGCAACGCUCCGCCUGUCCUGUGGGAUAUUAAGGCCAGCCCAGACUACAGUUACUAUGCCUAUUGUGUGCUGUGCAUGGAAACUCAGAUGGAAGAGAAUUCUGGACUCUCUGUAGAAAUGAACAAGAGAUUGCUGAAGAAGCCUGAUGCCACAGUCGACGCAGUGCUUAAGAAAGUAGUGAAGACUAUGAAAUUAUCAUGGACACCUCUUCUGUCCAGCCUCUCCAUCUAUCGUUGGGCCAAUCAGGCCAUGGUUACAGAAGUGGAUCAUCCCAUGUUACCGCUGAUCUGGCAACGCUUCUUUAGACUUUACCUGCAGAGGCCAGUCACACAACCUGGGCUUGCUCAGCGGGCUUGUGUGGGUUAUCGUUUCUUUGAGAGCCAAGGUUACAGCUCAAUGCUUAAGAAGAUGAAGCAAAGACUGCAAGCAACAGCUGAACAUCACCGCAAUAGAUCAGUGGAGACUGGGGCAGACCAUGAUGCAGUGAUGGACAGUGACCGUGAAAUAAGCAAGCAGUUUGAGCACACAAGAGCUUUACAUGAAAAACUCUCAGGGUUUUAUCAAACUCUUGUUCUGUGGCUGGAUGAACCCAGGCUUCAUGAUCCCGAUCUCUACUUGCCGUCAUUACCGCCUCCUUAUGAUCCAGCCCGGCUGGAAACAUUGCUCAAAUCUGAACUGGAACCGUGGAAUGACUUGCUCUUCGUGAACAAGAUUGAUUUGGAAAUAACCGAGUCUGUGCGCUGCUGGGUGAAGCAUGCCCUGGGUCCACAGAAGAAGCCUGUUGAGGGUAAAGUAACUGGACAGUGGAAUGACAGGAAUUCAGAGACAGCUGCCUCAAGGAUCAUCAGAAGAAUGAAAACACAUCCUGCCCCCCUACACCCUCCCCCUGUAAAAAGAUUAGAACCCAUCCUACCCCCCAUGACUGAUGCAUCACUAAUGAACAAACAGAGGCUACUGAACAUUGUUUAUAGUCAGCUACAGGGAAUAGUUAGUCAUGCAAGAAAGUUUUGUGGUCUUGUUGGUCAGCACGUCUCCUUGGACAUUGAAUAUAUUGAGUUAAUACCCAAAAUGUACUCGAACGAGAUGUCGCAGGUUGUAGUACAAGUACCUUGCCGCAAUAAGGUGUUCAAGGAAGGAACUCAGUGUCGGGGACCCGCUACUCUCACCAUCAAGUUCCUGGCUAAACGUCCCAACGAAGUUGUAAUCCGAAAAAUUGCUGAUAAUCGCCGUGAACAGGAACAAGUUGUACAGAACUUCAUUCAGCCAUGCCCUGCGCAGUUGUGCGAGUCUGCCGCGUAUAUUGAAAGUAUCAUUACCUCAUUAGUGAACAAAGCAAAAGGUUCUUCAGAGAGGAGAGUGAAAGAAAUUAUCAGCGACAUUGGCACAGCGUUGUUUUACCAUGUUACCGGAGCAAUGGACGAUAAUGUGAUGAACUACCAACCGACUGUCCAGUUCUUUACGUCCUGUGUCGAUAUACUGGGAAAGGAGUUUAUAAUGAACAACUCUAGCCAAACAGAGCAGCUGUUGUCUGCCAUCUUGGAGCACUCUUCAGUGUCAAUGCAGUUGGUUACCUUUUUCAGUCCCAAUGAUAACUCGGACUCGUUUACUACCAUGUAUCGCCGAAUCCUGGAAUCAACUGACGACGAUCUUGUUUUCUCUCUGCUCACUAAGUUUGAGUUGCGAAAGUGGUUCUCAUCACCAAACAGCAAUCUUAUGGAAAGAUCGGCUUUGACGUCUGCCGUGUUUGAGGCACUCAACACUGUUGGUUAUGAGCCUGCAAGUACCAAGAGAGCACUUCUAGAUGUCUACCUUCGCCACUUGUCUACUGUCUUGAUGUACAAUUUUCCCGAGCAGUACAGUGAUGCACUGAGGUUAUUGUGUGAAGGCUCCAGUAAGCGGACGCUUUGUCUUGAUGUAUGGAGCACGUUUAUGUCCUGCAUCGGCUGUGUUCCAACCACUGAAAAUGAGCAAAAGACACCAUCAAAGGGAGUGCUCGGAGAUGAACAGGUGCUAGAAACUCUGGACUGGCUCACCAGGUACUUCAGUGGUCAGCGGGCUGAAUUGGGAGGUCAUGUGACUGGUGGCCUCUACACCAUGUGGAGGCCGUACAUCAAGCAGCUGUCUUUUGUCCUCGGUUUCAUGUGUCAACAGAUCGUCGUAAGAAGAGCUGCUGUGGUCUUUGCUAACAAGGGACAAGGACUAGACGCAGUGUUAACAGAGCUUUGGACGCUAAUCUGUCGAGUGUUUGAUCCGUGGAUUUGCUCUCAAGAAUCUCCUAUUCCAGGGAAUGCUCCGGUAGCUCCUUGGAAUGAGAGUGAAGUUCCUCAAGCCUCAGACAUGAUUGCCUUGUUCACUGACACAUUGAACUGCCUACAGGCUCAUUUAAAUGCUCCGUACAGCAGUACAUCAAUGAUGAACAUGUUCUGGAGUUUCUUCGUGUCGUCACUAUCCAAGGAAGGAAUACCUGAUUACGUGUUGCGCGUGUAUCGCUCCAAGUUCUUCCUCCUUCCCUGGCAAAGGUUUCUACCGACACUGCAUAACAUGGAACUCAUGCAGGAGCUGCAUGGCGUGUGCAAGAACAGCUUUAGGUUCCUUGGUCUUGUAUUUCCUCUAAUGGACUGGAAUAGAAUCAUUUCUGCUUACUGUGAAGGUCAAACAGCCGAGGCAGUGGCCCGGCUCCAUUCGUCCUUGUUUCAUCUCCUUGUCAUGUUUUCUAACGAGAAGAGCAUCAUGAAUGUACAGGGAUCUAAGAUGCCUGAAUUACUUGACAGUGCACUGAUAUUUCCUUGGCAUUACCUAGAUGGCAGGUCUUUCGAGCUAGUCGUGUCCUGGCAAAUUAAUAACGGUGAAGCAGAGUUAGUGCUAGAGGCGAAAUCGUCAAUUUUGUACGCUUUGAGGUUAAUCAGAGCUGCUGCAGGAAUCGUGGUGUCCAGCGACGGUUCCAUGCAACCUACACGUCCAGACACUGCUGCUAAGCGCGCGUCCUAUGUUCGCUGUGUAGCUAGUCUGCUGUCUAAAUGUUCAAUGAACACAAAACUUAAAGCCAAGUCUUACGGUCCUGUCAUCGAGUUUGUUCUGAAAGAUGUCCAGUCUGUUGCUGGGUCAGGUGUGGAUCCUGCAAGCACUGCAUCUGAAGUGUGUCUGAUGAUGUCCGAAGUACUCAAUCUAUUGAACAACUGCUCUCCCGUGGGGGAUGUACUCAGUGUUACUUUAGACUUUGUAUUACAGUUUAUCCGGGAGUCUUCCUGUACCAUGCUCGUAUUAGCCUCCAUCCCAGCAGCUUGUAGGACUCUCGCUAACAUCCAAUUCAUGGUAUCUGUUGUGGAAACUGGAAUCGAGUCAUUUUUUGCCAAGCAUUUGCCCCCAACCCCUUCCGAUUCUCAAGCGGACGCUGACGCGGGCUGGGGACAAGUGGUCACUAGUGUGGCAGUCCCAGAGCUCGCGCAAGAUGAAUUUGUUCAAGAGUGUGUCAAACAAGGCGCUCUACUGACUCUGUACACAAACAUCCUCCUGAAGCUGUCCUUGUGCCAGAGCCCUGCCCAGGAGAUGACUGUCCUGACCGAUAUGGUCACGUGGUGUACCCGCAUGAAAGUCAAACGUGCAUUUGAAUCCAAAGUUGUGUUGCUGUGGCACAAGAUUCUUCAGCUGUCUGUGAGACAGGUUUACUAUGCGACUGGGCCGCUACAUGACCUCACAAAACAGCUUUCAUUCCUGGCGUCAAGUCUGCAUUCCUUGGGAGAGGACAAAGCUUCGACUGGCUUGUUGGGAGCUAUUGGGUUUGGAAAGAAAUCUCAGCUUAGUGUACAAUUCCGGUUCAUGUGCAGGGCAUUAGAAGCAUUUCUUUUGGCGCAGAUGCCGUCUAAUUUACUUCUCAGACUGGAAGCUAGAGCGCCAGGAUAUGUCCGAGAACCGAAAAGGACUAAACAGCAAGCAUCUGGUGGGCGCGUUAUUUCCUCCACUGCUGAAGCCGAACAAGCUCUGAGUAACUUGGAAUCUCUUCGUAUUAACAAGCAGUACACGAGUUUAGCAGAGUGUAUACUGGAAGCUCACACGUUCAUCGCUAAUCCACUACAUUCUCUGAUGGAAGGGCCGCAGUUUGUAGCCAAGCUUGUCCGACAGCUUUUUCCUAACGACAGAGCAUUGGCUAUCGUCGCGAUAUGAAUUAUAGGAAUUGUGAUAAAGAUAUAAAUUAUAUAUUUCCACAAUUGUAUCUUGUGUAAAGGUUAUCAGAGGAAAUAGCUGGUAAACCUGAACAGACAGAGUUAGAUAUUCAACGUGUCUGAUCCUCAGCCACCCCCCAACCCCACACCACCUUUAGCAAACCACCCCCAGACCAGCAGAAUUGUGGAGGCCUGGUUCAUGCGUUACGCGUCACUUGCCAAACCAUGGUGAUGUUGCCGGUUUAUCAACCGUACAUCCCAUAGCUUUGGUCAAACGAAGAAAAAAGAGUUACGACCCAGUACGAUGGCUGUUUUAGAAAAUCUAUUUAUCAAAUUCAGUAAAUCUGACUUUUCUUUAUUAAAUUUACUCAACCUUUCAUUUUUCCUUUCCUAAUGAUGGGAAAAUAAGGGAAGGUCUGGUAUUUCACUGUCGAUCACUAAAUGGCGUUCUUGGUAACUUUUCGCCAUCUCGAGGACUCAUCUUUGACCUUGUUGUUUAGCAAUUAUUUAGUAUUUAGAGUUAACUUAACCUACCUGCUGAGUAUUCCAUCUAGUUUCGACAGUGUUUCUCUCCGCUGCUUGGAGAACAAAAACUUCUGUACCAGUCAGUGGAACAAGCCACGAAACCGCUUCUCCUACAUUGUACUCAACUGGCAGAAGCUGUGGUCGGUAUGUCGCUAUUAACACGAUUUUCGUGCGUGUCAUUUCUUGAACCUCUCGAUAACUCGAACCAAGUCCUUUCUAGGCUUUUCCGAUUUCUGGAACCAAUUUUUAUUCCCCUCGAAGUUGGGGAAAUCGAGUUUCCACCCUAGAUGCGUACAAUCCUCGGUGAAUUGCGAGAAUUUGCCUUGACUUUGAUUGAGCAGCGAGAAUCGGAAAAUCUUCGGUUUAUAUCUUUUCAGUCGUGAAAAAACGGGUGAAAAAGUAUGAGAUAUGAACCGAAGAUUUUUUGAUUUUUGUUGCCCAAUCGGAGUCGAGGCAAAUUCUCGUAAGCUGCCGAAGAUUUGCGCAUUUUUAAUGAUAGCUAAGUUUCCCCAAAGCGCUUGUUUUACGGACUGGUACAUGGCAAAAUUAAAUGGUUAAUUUGUUGUUAUCUUUAUGUGAAAUAGUUUGUACUGUACUGGAAAAGACGAAAAUGAUUGUAAAAUGCCAAAAUUAAAUUAAAUUGUUAGCCAAGUCAUCUUGGCUUUAAUGUGUUAUAGAUUUGUCAUUAAAAAAUCACAAUGGGAAAAGUGUGA
Orbicella faveolata is the source of this 7740-nucleotide messenger RNA. RefSeq names its product ectopic P granules protein 5 homolog. Gene Ontology annotation, biological process: autophagosome maturation. Lineage: Eukaryota; Metazoa; Cnidaria; Anthozoa; Scleractinia; Merulinidae. The record is from RefSeq and is a predicted model, not a curated record. Gene Ontology annotation, cellular component: cytoplasm.